AGCUCCUCCUCCAGCCCCUGCCUCUCUGUACUUCCUCAUUCAUAGGACUGCAGGCUGACACCCUUCUGCAACUAAGUUCUGUGUACAAGGGGCUGCGGAUAUCUCGUCCUGCACUUUUGCCUCCCUGCUGGAUCUCACUGAGGAAGCAGCCCAGCUCAUACAGCACAAGCCAGCACCAUGUCUAAACCACCGCCUAAGCCAGUAAAGCCAGGUCAAGUAAAAGUGUUCCGAGCUUUGUACACUUUUGAACCUAGAACACCUGAUGAGCUUUAUUUUGAUGAAGGGGAUAUUCUGUAUAUUUCAGACAUGAGCGAUACAAAUUGGUGGAAAGGUACUUGCAAAGGAAAAACAGGCCUGAUACCAAGCAACUAUGUUGCUGAACAGGCGGAGUCUAUAGAUAACCCACUGCAUGAAGCUGCGAAAAGAGGUAACUUGAGCUGGUUGAGAGAAUGUCUGGAGAACAGAGUUGGAGUCAAUGGUUUAGACAAAGCUGGAAGCACUGCCUUGUACUGGGCUUGCCAUGGAGGGCAUAAAGAUGUUGUCGAACUACUACUUUCUCAACAGAAUAUUGAACUAAAUCAACAGAACAAAUUAGGCGAUACAGCUUUGCACGCGGCCGCAUGGAAAGGAUACGCAGACAUCGUAGAGUUGCUGCUGUUGAAAGGUGCAAGGACAGAUCUAAAAAAUAAUGAGAAAAAGCUUGCUUUGGAAAUGGCUACGAAUGCUCAGUGUGCCUCAUUGCUUAAAAAGAGACAAGCACAAGGUGUUGUACGAACGUCCAGCAAUGCUGAAGAAUAUCUCGAUGAUGAGGACUCGGAUUAGUUGUUAUGUACAAAUACCCUGUCAUUCCACUCUCCACUGUCAUUCCAGUCAUUCACUUCAUAAGUUGCUGCCAUCACUCUUCAUCUCAGGCCUUAAUAAAAGUGGCCGUUCGAGCAGACUUUUGUCUUUAUCUGUGAUUUAGGAUAUGAGUCUUUCAAUAAAAGAAACAAUAUAUUUUAUAGUCUAUUCCAUCUUCUUUUUGGCGUUACAGAAUUGUUCUUAGCUAUCACCUUAAGGUGAGAGAUAUUAAACACUUCUCUGCAGACAAUAAAUAUGAUGCAUGUUGUUAAUGUGAUGCUAUUUUUCCGCAGGAACUACAUGUGGGUCCUUUUGAUGCAGCACAGUAUAGAAGUAGCCUUUUAAAUAAAGUGUGUGUGUUUUAUUGUCACACCUAUAUUUCAAGAAGCAAAUAAAAAUAAAAGUCUGUUUUAAAAUAAAACCUAUUAUAACCGGGUAUAAAAACUACUUUCCCUAUAAAAUGGUUUACCAACAAUAAAAAAAUUGUAAAGACAAUAUGUUAUGAAAGUAUAUACACAAUUGUCAUUUGAUGCUUUUUUUUAAAAAAAACUUUUGUUAAUGCCACAAAUACCAAGGCCAAAAAAAACAGGUUAUAUUGCUUUCCUACUAAAUUGUUUACCUGUAAACUUGGUUCCUUUUAAAUAUUUUCAACCCUCUGUCUGUUUGUUUGUUUGUUUGUUCUCUUCUCUAUGAUUAAAUAUAUAUUUAACAAAAUAAGAAAAAAAUGUUGAAUGAAUAAUACAACUAUAAAAAUAGCAAGCUAUAAUGUUUUUACUGAUCGAACAAUCAACUGUUAUAUUUAAACUUUUUUUUGCAUACAAUAAAUAUUUCUUAAAAUA
Bombina bombina (fire-bellied toad) is the source of this 1679-nucleotide messenger RNA. It is a transcript of the gene OSTF1, whose product is annotated as osteoclast stimulating factor 1. The transcript is spliced from 10 exons. The record is from RefSeq and is a predicted model, not a curated record. Bases 178 to 822 code for a protein of 214 amino acids. Gene Ontology annotation, biological process: signal transduction. Gene Ontology annotation, molecular function: protein binding. Lineage: Eukaryota; Metazoa; Chordata; Amphibia; Anura; Bombinatoridae.